Messenger RNA from Salarias fasciatus (jewelled blenny), 1635 nucleotides. RefSeq names its product poly(A) polymerase type 3-like. Gene Ontology annotation, molecular function: poly(A) RNA polymerase activity; RNA binding. Gene Ontology annotation, biological process: RNA 3'-end processing. NCBI's taxonomy places the organism in Eukaryota, Metazoa, Chordata, Actinopteri, Blenniiformes, Blenniidae. The record is from RefSeq and is a predicted model, not a curated record. The coding region runs from base 1 to 1635 and encodes 544 amino acids. The transcript has 18 exons. Gene Ontology annotation, cellular component: nucleus.
AUGCAUGAGCAGCCGAAACAGAAGAACGUCGUAGCUCGUGACAACGAUGAUUGCCCGUCGUCUCGGAUGAGGAAGACUCAGCAGUUUGGUCCAAGACCACCUCCCAGGCCUCAGCCGCCAAACCGCGGGGUCUCCAGCACCAUGGAGCCCAGGAGCAAGGCUCCGCCCACAGGGAGAGACAUCAGCCUGACCAAGAGUCUGGCGAGGUUCAUGGCAGCUGCUGAUGUCUAUGAGGACCGCCUGACCACGAUGACCAAGAAGAAGGUGGCCGAGUCUCUGGGGUCCCUCUUCACUGAGUGGCUGGAUGAGAUGUGUGUCGAGAUGAAUGUGGAGGAAUCCAUCAGGCGCAGCGCUGGAGGCAAGCUCAUCCCCGUGGGCUCACAGCUGCUCGGUGCAGAGGUGAAAGGCUCUGACAUCGACGCCGUCUGUGUGGGACCCUGCUUCGUCCAGAGGCACCACUUCUUCUCCUCCUUCUGCCGCAAGCUGGCCGCAAACAAAGAGGUCACCGACAUGCUGACCUUCGAAAAGACGGUCGUCCCGGUCGUGAAGCUGACCUAUAAAGGAGAGAAGAUGGACUUGGUCUACGUCCAGUACCCGGAGGACAGCGUCCCGGAGGCGGUGGACCUCAUGGACGACGGUCUGGUGAGGGGUCUGGAUCCACGCUGUGUGCGGAGUUUAAAUGGCUACAGAGACAGCGUACAGAUCCUGAGGUGUGUCCCCAACGUGUACGUCUUCCGCACCGUGUUGAGGGUCAUCAAGGUCUGGGCCAAAAAGCGCCAGAUUUACUCCAACAGGCUGGGCUUCCUGGGCGGUAUCUCAUGGGCCAUCUUGGUCGCCAGGGUUUGCCAGCUCUACCCCAACGCCACCGUGGCGGCCCUGGUGACCCAUUUCUUCAGGCUGUACAGCACGUGGGACUGGAACAACCCGGUGCGCCUGAGAAAUGAGAACAGGGAGUUCCCUUCCUGGGAUUCCCAGGCUCCCUGGAGUGACCGCUUCCCCCUGAUGCCCAUAAUGACCCCAGCGUUCCCCCAGCAGAACUCCACCUUUAACAUGGCCAAGUCCAACAUGGCCGUCAUCACCCAGGAGUUUGUUCGAGGCUGGCACAUCACCGAGGGCAUCUACAGCGGAAGAGCUGAGUGGGCCAGACUCUUCCAGAUGGAGGACCUCGAGCGGAAGUACCAGUACGUAUUGAUGGCUGGAAUGCAUUACGUUGAGUUGGACGUCUCGUACACGUCCGAGAGUCAGGCUCUGCGAUGGGUGGGCUUAGUGGAGGCCAAACUCCGGAUUCUGGUGGGAUAUCUGGAUAAGGACUGGCAGAUCUCCCUGGUCCGUACCAUCCCAGAGCCCUCUCCAGGUCCCCAGAAUCUCCACAACAGGUUCACUGAAUAUGUGUACAUGUUCGCCAGGAAGUGUGGCAUCCUGGAGGACGGAAUGAGGCUCUCCGCCUCAGUGACCAGCAGGGGGCAGCAGGUGUGCCGUCCUGCAGCCCAGAAGAGAAGACUCGGGGAGGAAUCUUUGAAUGUGGCAAAGAAGGCCAAAGUGGACACGACUCCUGAUGUGGAGCGGCUGGACUCGAGGGAAAAGCCAGUCCAGCCCAGACGCGUCUUCAAGCUGAGACGCCCCAGUUUUAAUUGA